Messenger RNA from Lathyrus sativus (Indian pea), 267 nucleotides. NCBI's taxonomy places the organism in Eukaryota, Viridiplantae, Streptophyta, Magnoliopsida, Fabales, Fabaceae. The record is from the annotation of a GenBank genome assembly.
AUGGCUACUAUACCUGUUAACCCCAAGCCUUUUUUGAACAAUUUGACUGGGAAGCAUGUUAUUGUGAAGCUAAAAUGGGGAAUGGAGUACAAAGGUUAUCUUGUUUCAGUUGAUUCCUAUAUGAACUUGCAGUUGGCGAACACUGAAGAGUACAUUGAGGGAAAUUUUACAGGGAAUUUAGGAGAGAUUUUAAUCAGAUGUAACAAUGUUCUCUAUCUUCGAGGAGUACCAGAGGAUGAAGAAAUUGAAGAUGCUGCUGAAGACUAG